Messenger RNA from Manihot esculenta (cassava), 720 nucleotides. Its product is annotated as 40S ribosomal protein S20-1. The transcript has 4 exons. Bases 170 to 541 code for a protein of 123 amino acids. The record is from RefSeq and is a predicted model, not a curated record. Gene Ontology annotation, biological process: translation. NCBI's taxonomy places the organism in Eukaryota, Viridiplantae, Streptophyta, Magnoliopsida, Malpighiales, Euphorbiaceae. Gene Ontology annotation, molecular function: RNA binding; structural constituent of ribosome. Gene Ontology annotation, cellular component: cytosolic small ribosomal subunit; ribosome.
UUAGAACUCGUUCCAAAACCCUAAUCCAACUGUGGCAGCUCACGUAUAUAAACCUGAAUUCUGCUCUCUCUCUCUCCCUUCGUUCUCCGGAGAAGAGAAGUAGCAAAGAGGCCGUCCCACCAAGGAGCUCCAACUCCCCUCUCUCGUAUCUUAGGAAAGUGAAGGAGAAAUGGCAGCAUACGGAGCAAUGAAACCAGCAAAAGCGGGGUUAGAGGAGCCCCAAGAGCAGAUUCACAAGAUCAGGAUCACACUUUCAUCUAAGAAUGUCAAAAACCUUGAGAAAGUCUGUGCCGACUUGGUUCGUGGUGCAAAGGACAAGCGAUUGAGGGUCAAGGGACCAGUGAGAAUGCCCACCAAGGUUCUUCACAUUACCACCAGGAAAUCUCCUUGUGGUGAAGGAACCAAUACAUGGGACAGAUUUGAGCUACGGGUCCACAAGCGUGUUAUUGACCUUUUCAGUUCCCCUGAGGUGGUCAAGCAGAUCACUUCCAUUACAAUUGAACCUGGUGUUGAGGUGGAAGUCACCAUUGCCGAUUCCUAAGUGCUCAAACGUAUUGUGCUUUCCCUUUUUUGGCUCUAUGUAGUUUAUUUAGUUCUUUCGAGACUCGGCACCAAUGAAUUUAUUUGAUUGGAACAUGUGAUUCAGACCUUCAGUUUGAAGGGAUACUUGUAGGUCGUUUUUUUUUUCCCAUACUAUUAUGAAGCUAAAAGAUUAUGUUA